AUGCAUCGUCUUUUUGCUGAGCUGGAGCCAUCUUUAAUCGUCACAGAGCAAAACCUGGCAGACCGAGUUCGGUAUAUCUUGCGCUCAAAUAUAUUUGAUGUCGCCGAACUCGAACGGCUACGACGUGAGGCUGUUCCCUCGUCGGAUGAGAAUGCUACGGCUGAGGAUGCGGCGCCACAAAUGGUAGAGCAACCCGCAAACGUGGAUGCCGCCGUGAAUACCCCAGUUGUGGUUGAUUCAAACGAUGAUGGAACAGUCGCCCAGGAACUGGAAUUAGAGCAUAUGAGGAGUAUAUUGGAAGAGGCGAUUGUGGAAACGCGCAGUACGCCUCUCGAAAAUCGACCGCGACUUCCCCGCAUAGCCCUAAGCAAGCGGAAUCGGGCUGUCGUGAGGGCUCUGAACCCAAUGCUGGUUACCUAUUUGGAAGCCAGCCGGGACCUUUGCGAGACGGACUCAAUUCUUUUUGGCGCCGCGCUGGCAGUCUGCCGUAUCAUAGGCGCCAAGGUUUCCACGGCUGGACGCGCUACUGGCCAUAGUAGCGCUAUCCCAGCAUGGAGAAGAAGAAUUGAGGAACGUAUCGCAAAGGCUAGAGCUCUCAUCGGCAGACUGAUAUGCUUCAGAUCAGGCAACAACAGGCCAAGAAUUGUGCGCACCGUCAGGAUGGCGUUUGCUGGGACAAAUGUCAGUUUGUCCCAGCCGGAUAUAACGCAAAAACUGACGGAGCGCAUAGAUGAUCUGAAGCAGAGAAUCGCUGCUUGGGGAAAGCGGAUUCGGCGAUAUACCGAGAGGUCGACACGGUUCAACCAGAAUCGUCUCUUCCAGAGUGAUCAGAAGAGGCUCUAUGAAUCAUUGGAGCGACCAAUGGUAAGUGGAACGGGUCCAGCACCGAAUCAGGCCGACACUGUAGCAUUCUGGCGCGGCCUGUGGUCAGAGCCCGUAAACCACAGCGAGGGCCCUUGGACGGAAGUUGUGGCGAGUCAGUGUGCGGGUAUUACGCCCAUGGACCCCGUCAUCAUAACGCCGGAUGACGUAGCUGAGGCGGUUCGUAGGGCCCCGAACUGGAAAAGUCCGGGGCUUGACGGGCUGCAUCACUACUGGCUGAAGGGGUUCAUGGUGUGUCACUCUGUGCUCGCCCGACAGUUUCAAGAGGCUCUCAACCAGAAGUCGCUCCCAAGCCUCUUCACUACUGGGAUCACUCAUUUAGUUCCUAAAGACCAGGGGUCUUCGCGGGCCCAGCAAUCGGCACCCGCCUCUGGUGGAGUACGCCGCAUGCGUUGGACAACCCAGAUGAACAGCAACGCAUUGCGGGCGUAUUUUGGGGCGAAAGGGGGAGAAACUGGAUGUUUGGCGUAUCGGGCUAGGAUGCAUCGUCUUUUUGCUGAGCUGGAGCCAUCUUUAACCGUCACAGAGCAAAACCUGGCAGACCGAGUUCGGUAUAUCUUGCGCUCAAAUAUAUUUGAUGUCGCCGAACUCGAACGGCUACGACGUGAGGCUGUUCCCUCGUCGGAUGAGAAUGCUACGGCUGAGGAUGCGGCGCCACAAAUGGUAGAGCAACCCGCAAACGUGGAUGCCGCCGUGAAUACCCCAGUUGUGGUUGAUUCAAACGAUGAUGGAACAGUCGCCCAGGAACUGGAAUUAGAGCAUAUGAGGAGUACAUUGGAAGAGGCGAUUGUGGAAACGCGCAGUACGCCUCUCGAAAAUCGACCGCGACUUCCCCGCAUAGCCCUAAGCAAGCGGAAUCGGGCUGUCGUGAGGGCUCUGAACCCAAUGCUGGUGACCUAUUUGGAAGCCAGCCGGGACCUUUGCGAGACGGACUCAAUUCUUUUUGGCGCCGCGCUGGCAGUCUGCCGUAUCAUAGGCGCCAAGGUUUCCACGGCUGGACGCGCUACUGGCCAUAGUAGCGCUAUCCCAGCAUGGAGAAGAAGAAUUGAGGAACGUAUCGCAAAGGCUAGAGCUCUCAUCGGCAGACUGAUAUGCUUCAGAUCAGGCAACAACAGGCCAAGAAUUGUGCGCACCGUCAGGAUGGCGUUUGCUGGGACAAAUGUCAGUUUGUCCCAGCCGGAUAUAACGCAAAAACUGACGGAGCGCAUAGAUGAUCUGAAGCAGAGAAUCGCUGCUUGGGGAAAACGGAUUCGGCGAUAUACCGAGAGGUCGACACGGUUCAACCAGAAUCGUCUCUUCCAGAGUGAUCAGAAGAGGCUCUAUGAAUCAUUGGAGCGACCAAUGGUAAGUGGAACGGGUCCAGCACCGAAUCAGGCCGACACUGUAGCAUUCUGGCGCGGCCUGUGGUCAGAGCCCGUAAACCACAGCGAGGGCCCUUGGACGGAAGUUGUGACGAGUCAGUGUGCGGGUAUUACGCCCAUGGACCCCGUCAUCAUAACGCCGGAUGACGUAGCUGAGGCGGUCCGUAGGGCCCCGAACUGGAAAAGUCCGGGGCUUGACGGGCUGCAUCACUACUGGCUGAAGGGGUUCAUGGUGUGUCACUCUGUGCUUGCCCGACAGUUUCAAGAGGCUCUCAACCAGAAGUCGCUCCCAAGCCUCUUCACUACUGGGAUCACUCAUUUGGUUCCUAAAGACCAGGAUGCAUACAAACUAUCACUUAUCUUGGAAGGCUUCAUUGAUCAUCGCUCGUCAGUCCCAUUGGCUACCCACUACUGUAUACAUAUGGAAGAGCAAUUAGAAAAUGCGUUUGCAUUAGAAAAUAUUAGACGCACCCAAUCAAAGGAAAGGUAUUACCAAAAUAUAAUAAAACUUCUGUAA
Molecule: messenger RNA, 2760 nt
Organism: Parnassius apollo (apollo)
Lineage: Eukaryota; Metazoa; Arthropoda; Insecta; Lepidoptera; Papilionidae
Source: the annotation of a GenBank genome assembly